GGAGCCUGUGUGUUCGCCUCUUGGUUUCGUUUGCCCACGACGCGCAUCCUCGCGUGGCCACAUUCAAGUUUUCACGUGCUUCUGGCCAACAACAAACCCGACGGCAUUGAAAGCGCAUUCAACUGUCAGUCGAACAAGAACAACUAUCGAUCAAUAAACAAAACGCAUAACAAAUAUACAUGCGAUUUAUCAAGUUGCAAUUGAGCAGCGAGCGUGCCUCAAGUUAAGUCAAAAGUGCUACAUUGUGUAUGUGUGUGUCUCAGUGUGUGUGUAAUGUCGUUAAGGCGACGCGGGCUAAUGCUUAACGCAUAGUUAAAGCCAGUUCUGGCAGACAUUGCAGCAUCGUUUGGAUUACGUCGAGCAGCAGCACAUAAUGGAUUAUUUGCAGCUUUCAUUUUUGAUGCUUUGCCUGCUGCACAUGGCCAAAGCCGAAGGCGAACUUAUCUUUCGCAUAGAUCCUUUGGCACUUUUAUCGGCCACACUGCGCACAUAUCAAAAGGCAGCCUGCGAUACGGACCAGGUGAUAAUCGCUUGCCCCCGCGGCACAAGCAUUUCAAUUGAAUUCGCGCAGUACAACAAAUUCAUAGCAAAAGACGGGUAUAGCAUUGAGGACUUGUGUCCUGCAUCGGGCGUGCUGCGCUCGGAUAUUCGCGGCAAGGCAAAGCAUUUGCUGCGUGGCUCCAUCUUUGGCUCCAGCACACAGCAAGUGCCCGCCAAUCGCUAUGUAAACGGUGGCUACGCGCUGCCUCCUCCGCCACAAGUAGAACCGACUAGCAAUAGCUCCAGCGCUGCAACAGGCACUGAGCAAGCAGCUGAUGGCGAUAAUUCACCCGAAAAUUGCAUGUGGCCUAAUGCGCUGCAGUACACCUUGCUGCAGACUGUGGUGGAGGCCUGCCAGAAGAAGAAGCACUGCAAGUUCCAUGGCUCUCCGCAGUUCCAUGGCCUGGGCGCGAGCGGUGUGGGCGACGCAUCCGGCACCAGCAGCUAUCACAGCAGCACCGCCAGCUCCACAGCAAUCAGCAGCGAUCCCUGCCCCAAGCGUCGCAAAAUCGUCGAGGUUGCCUACAAAUGUCGUCCAUAUGAGUUCCGCAGCAAGGUUGCCUGCCAUAAUGAUGUAGCGCAGCUGGAGUGUAAUCCAUAUUCGCGCAUCGCCGUUUACAGCGCCAGCUUUGGACGCACCGAGUACGAGAGCAUUCAAUGUCCCCAGCCGCAGGGUGUGCGCGAGGAGACUUGCCUAGCCUCGUUUGCCACGGAGACUGUCAUGCAAAUUUGCCAUGGACGAAGGCGUUGCAACCUGGCUGCCGAUGCGAAUACCUUUGGCACGCCGUGUCAGCCAAACUCGCGAAUGUAUUUGAAGGUUGUUUACACUUGCGUGCCCAAGCAGGUGCUAAAGGAGGGCAACGAUUUGGAGUUGGAGGCGGACGAAACGGAGGACUUUGAGAGCGACAUCAAUGACCUGGACGUUGACGAGCUAAUCUACAAAGAGUCUGAGGCGAUACCAAAGCUCUAUAGCAAUCUAACUAAAACGCACGGCAACGCAACCAAAAAUGCUGGAGCUGCCACAGGCGCCAGAGGUGGUGGUGCUGCUGCUAAUUCCUCGCCAGCGGGCAUGCAGAGUGUGACAAACAACUCGCUGGACAACGAGUCCGAUGGCAGCGGUGUCAAUCCCGUGAUGACGCACAGCGCCGACUUAAGCCUCGAAGUGGACCAGGAGCGACUCUACUGGUAUCUCUUAAUCAUCGGCAUGGUGGGUGUGCUAAUCUCCAUUGUGAUUGUGGCCACGCGGCUGGUGCUGCAGCGACAGCGCUUGGCCAGCGAUACGCACUCGAAUUCCUCGACCAAGGGCGGCGCUGGCGGUUCGGCGGGCAUGGCCGAUGAGACGACCAUACCCAGCGGCUUCAACGACACCAUUUCGGAAAUAGACGCUGACAUUGAUCUAACCACGGCCAUACCACUGCCCAGCGUGUCCAAGAAUGAGGUGGGUAUAGCUGCGCCACUCUUGCCACUAGACGUUGCCAACUAUUCCAUGCCACUGCAGAAUUAUAUAACCUAUGCACCGGCGGGCAGCUUGUACGCCAGCCUAGCGCCCAGUCAGCUGGGCAGUGUGGGUGGCGCGGGUGCAACGGCGGGCUUAAUUCCAAAUCCUUUGCUGGUUAAUGCUCGUCAGUCGCCUGACCUAAUAGGCAUCUCCAACAAUACGUAUAUUGCCACAAGCGGCAGCAGCGGCAGCGCCGUUUCAACUGCAUCCAUGACUGGCAUACUGGCACCAGCUAUUGUCAUCGGCGCUAAUGGAUCGGGUGGAGCUUUGCCCAGCGGCAGCAGUGGCAUUAACACCAUGGUGCCCAUAAGCUCGCUCACCCAGUACACCACAGCGCCCACAAUUCGGGGUGGUUAUAUCAUAAGUCCCGAGAGCAUAAGCGUACUGCAGCGACCCACAAAUACGCCCACGCCGCCUGCCUCUGUGGCGAGCGGCUCACCUGCACACCCACCAAGCGCCACCUCACCGCUGGCCAUGGCCCCAUUGAGUCAUCUGGGCACGCCCGGCACAUCAUCCACUUUGCGCCGCAGCAAGCCCAAUCCGGCGGCUAUGCUGCAUCAGCAGCUAUCCUAUGAUGGCACCGCACCGCGCACACUCUCCACCGGCUUAUCCGUGGGCUCGCAGUUCUACUAUGGAUGACCGGGCAGCGUGGACUGCGAGCCACAUGUGUAUACCACAGCGAUUAGUGUGAGCACGCCCAGCGCCCAGCUGCCCGCAACGGAGACGCCGACAGCGACGGCGGCAGCAGCUGAUCACCUGCUGACAGGGAGCAGGCCCUAGCCAGAGACUGAAAUGGGUUUGAGCUUGAGCGCGGCUAAUAACAUAGACAAUACGAAUCUAGCGGGGCAGAGUGCAGCCCCAAAUCCCUCCUGCUAAAAGCGGAAAUGGCAGCACACAGAGCAGCAGCGAGUGUGUGUGUGUGUGCUGACAACAAAAGCUGUUUAUGCUAAAAAGGAAAAUAGAACAUUACAUACAUAUAAAAAAUGGAAACGAGCUUCCGGUAACUGUAAAUUGCUAAUGCACACACAUACACUCAACUCUUAUUCUCACAUAGAAUGGAUUACUACUAAAACGGCAUUAGGUUAGCGCAAAAUGUAGUCGAAAUUGUGAAUAGUUAAGUGUCUGCAGUCAAAGGCAAGCUACAACUAAUUUGUUGCGCAUACACAAUGUCUGACAAAAUUUAUGUGCAGUAAGCAACAAAACACUUGAGCCAGCGACUGAAAACAAAUUGCGUGGCGCCCCAUUUAAUGUUAUCAAUAAUGCAAACAUCAACAUAAACACAUCAGGCAUGAACAACCAGCAGCAGCAGCACAAUAAGUAACAUUAGCAGCGCGGCAAGCGUCUAAAGCGCCGUAUCAUUGUGCGCUAAGGGGCUCACAACUCAUACGCGUAGCCAAAAAUUUGUACACAUAAAUCUCAGCGCACACACAAGCACAAGCAACACGAAGCUUCAUUAUUGCGCCUACCUGAAUGAGAGAGAGUCUGUGUGUGUGCGUGGGAGUGUAAGCAUAAGCGUGGGAGUGUGUGUGUAUUACGCCUAGUAAACGCUAAAAGCAACAGCAGUUACAAGCACACACACACACAUAAUUCAAACAGUGCGCUUUUGCUGUGGCUGACUAGCCGUAUGCGCAAUUUCGUGGAAUGCGCAUUAUUCAGUAAAUGCGCCUAGCAUAAUUAAUAUCCGGCAUUAAAUUACAGCAAAUGAAUUGGCAUUGCGGCAAAGUAAAAGCUGCUGCUGCUGCUGCCCGAACUGCAGACAAUUAGCUAAAAGUGUAGCUCAUAGUCUCUCAUAGUGUAAAUACAUACUUAGUGCUAGAGUUGAGCCAAAAUAUAUAUAUUUUAGAUAUAUUUUGGUUUGCGUUUUAACUUGUUGCUAGUCUCUAAUUUUUAACACACACACACGAAUUCAAACUCUGUUGUUAUUGUUUUCUGAAUAAAAUGUCAAGUGCCUUCCUAAUUAGCAUUUAAGCGUGUACUUUAAAUCAAAUAUACAUAACAUAUGCUUUGAAGUGUACAUAAGAGCAGCCUAUAGCCAAAUUAAUCUUACAAUAAUAAAAUUAAUCUAGCGCUCUCAAUUAGCCAAAGUGUAAAUACGAUAGCCACACAAAAAGUUACUCACUCAAGUUAAUGCUCUAGUCGCAGUUACAAUCGGUCAAAGGCGCUGCAGCUAACCCAAUCAGUGUAUAUCAAUUAUAGUAAAAUUGGCAUAUGUACAUAUUUAAAUAUAUAUAUAAAAAUCAAAAUUGUAUGACGCGCCACUGCUACUAUUUUGCGCAAUCCAUUAAUACCUUACUAUAAAAUUAAAUACAUUUAUUAAACGUGCAUACUGACGUAUAAAACUUAAAAAUAAUAAAAUCCGUGACGCAUUACGUAGGUUUAGCUAACGCAUUAAAUGGCAUUAAAUGUAUAAAAAACGUGAACAAAAAACUACCACAAAAAGAAGAGAAUACAACAACUAAAUGGCAAAAAUGUUAAUGUAAACAUUUGUUUAGCAAUAAGUUUCAACUUUCAAACUGAACUGUGAAUAUAGUUUUGUUGUAUCAUUUUUUUUCACUUAUG
Molecule: messenger RNA, 4597 nt
Organism: Drosophila busckii
Lineage: Eukaryota; Metazoa; Arthropoda; Insecta; Diptera; Drosophilidae
Exons: 10
Coding region: 374-2677 (767 amino acids)
Molecular function (GO): carbohydrate binding
Source: RefSeq, a predicted model, not a curated record